GGUGCAAUAUUUCUGUAACGCAAGGAUUAGUUGAGAACUGAAAAAUCUCUCAUAAAUUUGAAGUUAGCUGUCAGCUUGAGUUCCUCAUAAUUAUUGACUCAGAACCUGUGCGAACAACGUUGAUUUUGUAAUUUCUUACCGAAUCACAUCUUUGACGUAUUAAAACCGCUCGCAAUGGCUGAUCAUGGAGGCGGCGGUGAUCAGUUGAUUCUUGAAUACGAAGAAGAAUUUGAGGAGGAAACCCUGGUGGAGCGUCUGCAGGGCUUAACGGAGAUGUUCCCGGAGCCGGUUCGUGAAACUACUUCCAAGGUUUGGGAUGCAUCCAAGUAUACAGCAUCCACUUUGUAUCACUAUGCUCGAGAGAUCAUGUGGGUGAUCGCCUCAUCCGCUGUUAUUUUGGCUCUUCCCGUGGCGUUAGAAGUAGAGUCGCUGCAGAUUCAAGAGGCACAAAUCCAGCAGCAGCGCCAGAUUCUUUUGGGACCAAAAGCGGGAGGUCCGCCAGCGAAAAUGGCAGGCGGUGGAGGCAUGCCGAUGAUGCCACCACCCCCACCGCCCAAGUAGAUGAGGAUUGCUGUCACCGGUUGUGCGAUGGGCUUGUGUCUUGUUGAUCAUGUAAACAUUGCUGGAGUACCAAAGGUGGUUUGUUACCUGUCUAGCUUCACGCCGUUCACGGCGAACUAAUGUUGUUUGGCUGUAUCUUUAUUGUCAAAGAGUUGAUUUGUGUGAAUGAUUCGACGGGUUGGGUUUGAUGAACUAAACUACUAAAGUUGAAAAACCUUCUUGCGUCCAUAUAAGACUAACUUUAAAACAAUACGUACUUACUGUAAAACAAACAUUAUGUAGUUAAUUGAUACAGAAUUUUUGUGCUUAAAGUUCUGAAACGAUAAAACGUUUCUUACUGAAGUGCUUUGUGAAUGGCACUGAAUGCGUUGGAACCUGUUG
This is a messenger RNA of Paramacrobiotus metropolitanus, 942 nucleotides long. RefSeq names its product mitochondrial import receptor subunit TOM22 homolog. Gene Ontology annotation, cellular component: mitochondrial outer membrane. The record is from RefSeq and is a predicted model, not a curated record. Lineage: Eukaryota; Metazoa; Tardigrada; Eutardigrada; Parachela; Macrobiotidae. Bases 175 to 561 code for a protein of 128 amino acids. Gene Ontology annotation, biological process: intracellular protein transport. The transcript has a single exon.